Messenger RNA from Suillus fuscotomentosus, 2113 nucleotides. RefSeq lists its product as uncharacterized. The transcript has 3 exons. The coding region runs from base 36 to 1628 and encodes 530 amino acids. NCBI's taxonomy places the organism in Eukaryota, Fungi, Basidiomycota, Agaricomycetes, Boletales, Suillaceae. The record is from RefSeq and is a predicted model, not a curated record.
CAAAUACCACUACCAUCUCUCAACACCCUCCAGUAAUGGCACAUCCUUCAAAUAGCCCUCCCUCCAUUGAUAGUGCUCCACCUACUAUUUCUAAAACUAUACCUUCUGACAUUUCUGAUGCAAGUGUCCAGUCACAGAGCAAUCGUUCUGCUGGACAUCAUGUGCAAUGGUCAGACCCAUUAGUAUAUACUAGAGGCAUCCCUGCAAGGCAACCUCAAGGAGCUCAUCCUGCAUCACCUACUGUCACUCCAUCUGUUACCCUCAAUCAUUCUGCACAGCAUGGCACUAGAACCAUUGCAGGUGCGAUGGAGGAUCUGAAUUUGGCACCUGCUGCCUCUAGCACCCCAUCUGCUUAUAUGCUACCACACCAAACUUUCCAACCAUUACGCUCUCAGCUUACUAGCACACCCCAAGCUGCUCAUCAAGGUUCCUCCUUUAUUGCUGCACCCAGUAAUCCAAAUCUGCGCUUCAUUUUUUCACGCCGAUUACUAUUAGCUCAAUCUAGGGGAUCUCUCAAUCCUGUUGGUUCUAUUGUCACUGAUGAUAGUCCUGCUACCUCAGGUAAUGUGAGUAUGCCUUCAGUGAUGUCUGAUGCUAAACUUUAUACAGAACUCCAGAGCCUAAUGCCAGUGCCCAAGCAGCCAAAUGGCACUGUGAAAUCUACUACUCAUGUCACUCCCCCACCCAUUCCCACUGUCACGGAAGAUGCCAUUGACCUUACCCUUGGCAGUGAUGAGGAGAACCGUCUAUUGCAAAAGCAAGCUAAGAAUCAAAAGAGCACACAGAAGCAAAGGAAUCAUUGCAUUCAGACUCAGAUCCUAUCAACGUCGAUCAAAGUCAACACAGCCAAGCGCCGCCUCGACUCAGAAUCCAGCGACACCUCCGAAGGCGGUCCUCAAAAGCGCCUAAAGCGAACAGGAGCGCUACAACCUCGUCUCGAUUCAGAUUCAGCGACGAGUGAUAUCGAUCAUAUUUCGCCCGGGCCACGCUCGUCAAUCGAACCGUCGUCGUCUUCAGGCAGAUUUUCGUCCAGCAGUGUUGAAGUUGUCGACGAUGUCGUUCUGGACGGUCCGCGAUCCAUAGUGGAUGCGCACAACAACCAUGCAGAGCCUUCCGUCUCCCUUAAUGAUACUCAAGCACCAAGGCAUUCGGCUCGGGGGAGUGGGGUUUCAGUUGUAAUGCGCAGCUACAGAAGGCCGGCUCCGGGUGGGAGUGCCGUAGCGUCGAGCAGCAGGACCAGGGUGGAGGACAUGGAGGUGUCAGACGACGAGGUCGAAACCGGUGAUCCUCAGCGAGCACUGUCCUAUGCGAGUGUGAUCUCCCAAAAAGUGCGUAUGUGGGCGGGAAAGUUGAAGGGAAUCUCCCGUGCGCAUAUAGAUGCUCUAUUCGAAGAUGACGUAGAGAUUAUGUCCAAAGACCAGAUUUUGAAGUUGCUGAAAGACAUCGACCAGAACAAGGACUGGGCUACUCGUGCGGAAGUCCAGGAGACUCGUCUUGAAAGGUACCUGAUUGCUGUGGUGACCGACCAUUUAGUGAAUGGAACGGAAGCCUACAAGCUCGCAGUGCGCAUCCUAGACAACUUUGCGCAGAGGUUCCGCGGUGAGAGAUAUCCACGAACACGUAGGUGAAGGUGAAGGGAGGAGAACAGGUUACUCGUGGGAUUGAUGCUGCGGAAUCCUGGCGUGGACGUGGUGGAACGAGUUAUAAAAUUUUCGCAGGUGCCAGCACUCUCAUUAGGGGUACGGCCGACGGUUGACAGGCGUUUGUCCGCUUUUGACGUGUGUCGUUGUUUCGUUGUUUCAUAUUCGUUGUUUCUGCUUUUUUUGCUGUGCUUUGUGAUGUUUUCUGCUUUCAAGUCACACAUGCUCUUUGUGGUUUUGUUUCUCAAACGUUGUGUUCUCUGCUUUCAUACACAUACUCUUGUUGUGGUUUUAUUUCUCGAACGUUGACGUUCGCUGUUUUGUGUACUUGAUUGUACCUUUUGCUCUCUUCAAGUUGCUAUAUACCUUCAACAUGUUCCUUCCGAUUGGCUACUCCCCUUUUUGCAUUGGCUAACGUCUCACGAACUUCUGCGUACAAUGAGACCUGUGAAAUUCUGAUCUAUAGUCCUAUG